AUGAGUUCACCCUCUUGGAAUUGUUACCCUCCCCACGGAUGUGUUAGGAGUGCUGAAGGUGGUGCUAAAGCCGCCUCCAAUACUAGCCUUAUCGAUUGGGACAAGAGUGUUCUCAACUACGUCUAUGCGUGUAUGCAUCCUGAACCUCCUUUUCCUCCUCAUCGUCCCACACCAUACCCCCACCAUCCCAACAGUGCCAGCACUGUCUUCUGCAAAGCUCAUCGACGCAUAGUCUCAGCCACCUCUCCCCACGCCUUCCAAAUCAAACCCCCGCGUCUGGUCAUCGCUCACGUUCGGGGGCACUGUCGCAAUGCCUCCGAUCCAGGAAUGCACAUCUACUUUCCUCCACCCCCACCCCUUUUCCUUCCCUCCACUGCUGCGACUAUCGUGGAUGAAAAGGAAUGCAACCUCUCCAAUGUGGACACUCCCCCGCGACAACCGCCUCCUUCGCCUCUUCCUCCAUCUCCAUUGUCUGACCGUAUCGAUAAGGUGGAUAUCGGUGCUUCAAAGUCCCCGUCUCUUCCAACUGCCAUUGACAAGGUUGCAACCAAGGGCACAGCUUGUCUUAUUUCAUGCCUCCAACCUUUGGCAAAUUCAGUCAUUCUUCUCAUCUCUCUCUGUGCUAUGGCCUUAUUUCAAGCCCUCGUCUCCUCAGGCUACUUAAGUAGUAUAAUCACCACUCUAGAACGGAGGUUUGAUCUCACCAGUCGGCAGGUGGGCUACAUGUACUGCUGCUAUGAGAUGACUUCGGUUUUUUCCACCAUCUGGUUCUCUUUCGUCAACGCUCGUCGGCACAAUAGACCAAGAAUUAUUGGUCUCCUGGGUAUUGUUCUCGGCUUGGGUUUCGGCCUGUUUGCCCUACCACAUUGGCUCUCGGGCUCGUAUAAUCCAGGAAAGGUGGGCAUGAGAAGUAGGCGCAAUAACGAAGUGUUGUGUUCAAUAAUUAACACUAGUGGCACCACCCCGCAACCUCCACCGUUUAUCGAUCGAUCGUAUUGCAAUCAGACAGAAGUGACGUUGCUGCGGAUUGGUCAGGAGUCGGUGAUUGCGUCGGACUAUACAGUGGCACUGCCAGUGUUUUGUUGUGCUAUGGCUCUGGCGGGUUUCGGAUCCAGUUCGUUGUUUGUCCUUGCACCAACGUUCUUUUGGGACAAUUUAUCCCCAAAGCAAUACCCACUCUACUCAGGCCUGAUUCGUUUGACUGCUGUUGGUUUUAUCCUAAUGGCGAAGGGAGUGUAA
Molecule: messenger RNA, 1239 nt
Organism: Echinococcus granulosus
Lineage: Eukaryota; Metazoa; Platyhelminthes; Cestoda; Cyclophyllidea; Taeniidae
Product: Solute carrier organic anion transporter family member
Exons: 2
Coding region: 1-1239 (412 amino acids)
Biological process (GO): transmembrane transport; sodium-independent organic anion transport
Cellular component (GO): membrane
Source: RefSeq, a predicted model, not a curated record